Rhopalosiphum maidis (corn leaf aphid) is the source of this 2186-nucleotide messenger RNA. It is a transcript of the gene TH1, whose product is annotated as negative elongation factor D. Lineage: Eukaryota; Metazoa; Arthropoda; Insecta; Hemiptera; Aphididae. Gene Ontology annotation, cellular component: nucleus; NELF complex. The transcript has 13 exons. Gene Ontology annotation, biological process: negative regulation of transcription elongation by RNA polymerase II. Bases 337 to 2061 code for a protein of 574 amino acids. The record is from RefSeq and is a predicted model, not a curated record. Gene Ontology annotation, molecular function: RNA binding.
CACAGAAUUUAAUUUAUAAAUUGCUUAGAUUGUAAUUUGUAUUUUUUUGGAGACUGUGGAGUAUAGGUACAAAUUUGAAAUGGUAUAAUAUACCUAAUGAUGUAUGAUAUGUGUAACCGUGUCUAAUAUGUUUUUGUUAAUUGUUUUUAGAAUUUAAAAAGUUUUAACUUAAUAAUAUUAAUACAUUAUUCACUAGUGCUAAUAACAAGCUAUUUAACCUACGGAAGGCAUUUAAAAAAUAGUUUAUUUUCUCUAAAUAUUCUAGUUUAUUUUGAUUGUCACUGAAGCGUAUCUACUUUGGUCUGUUCAAAAUCAUUUCUUGCUCUUUCAAGCAAAAUGGAAGACGAUUAUGAUGAAUAUCGUCGUUGGGAUGGUGACGUUGAUGUAGAGGCUGAUGACAAUGACGAUAUAUUAGAAAAUCCACAGGAAACUCUAACUCAAUGCUUAGAGAAAUUUAGUAGUGCUGACUAUAUUAUGGAACCAGGAAUAUUUUCACAGCUUAAAAGGUAUUUUCAAGUGGGUGGAACUCCUGAGCAUGUUAUAGAAUUGUUAUCAAAGAAUUAUAUUGGUGUUGCUCAGAUGGCAAAUAUGGUAGCUGAAUGGUUGAUUCUAGGAGGUGUUGCUGUUGGUGAAGUUCAAUCCUUUGUUGAAAAUCAUCUCAAAGAUAUGGUACUAAAAACAUUUGAUCCAAAAAAAGCCGAUACAAUAUUUAGUGAAGAGGGAGAAACUCCAGCUUGGUUAACAGAAAUGAUUGAACACAAAAUAUGGAGGUCAUUAAUUUAUAGAUUAGCAGAAGAAUAUCCUGAUUGUUUGAUGCUUAACUUUACAAUUAAGCUGAUAUCAGAUGCUGGAUAUCAAGGUGAAAUUACAAGUAUAUCUACAGCUUCUCAACAAAUUGAAGUAUAUUCUCGAAUAUUAAAAAAUUUUAUUACUGAAUCCAUAAAAACAUCCAGCGAAAAUCGUCAAAAUACAAUUCAAGAAUGUGCUAAAAUGGUUUGUCAUAGCCAACAUACUUAUGUUUUUACAUUAGUUGCUCUUCAAGUUUUAGCUAAAGAAACUAAUGGAGGAGUAAAUAUGAAGAGAUUUUCUCAAGAAAUAACUCGCUGUGCUCAAGAAAGGAAUGAUGUGACUCCCAUUACUAUGGCAUUAAAUGGUGCGGCUCCGUAUGACCAGCCUUGUGCAGCAUUAAGUUCUAUGUUAUCACGAAAUGCCUUAAAUCCUGCUGAUAUAAAUGUAUUACAUAAGCAUUAUUCAUCAGCAGAUUCUCCUCCUGUCAGUUUACUAAGAAUACCACAAUUUCUUGAAUUAUUAGUCCAGGCUCUAUUUAAGCCUGGAAUGAAAUUAAAUCCAGAAUACAAACCUAAGUAUAUAUAUCUUUAUGCUUAUUCUGCUAGUGUCUAUGAAGUCACAUCUGGUAAAAAAAGAAAAGUUAUUAAUAAGGACGAUUUAAAAUCUACAAUACAAGCAGUUGAUAAAGUUCAUAGUAUUUGCAAUUUGAAUAAAAGUUCAACAGAAUUAAUUGCUGAAGUAGCAACUAUUUACCAUUGCAUCAGAUAUCCUGCUGUUGCUGUUGGUUUAAUAUGUUGGGUUGAGAGUACUGUAACAGAGCCUAGUUUCUUCAAGUUAUGUACUGAACAUACACCUACACAUUUAGCACUCUUGGAUGAAGUUGUUACAUGCCAUCCACAGCUGCAUAAUAUCAUAUUAAAAUUAUUUGUGUCUCUUUUUGAAUCUAAACAGGAUGAACUGGAAAUUCUAGUACAUUUAGAGAUGAAAAAGAUGUUGCUUGAUCGUAUGGUGAACUUGUUGUGUUGUGGUUGUGUUGUUCCAGUAAUAAAAUAUAUUGAACAAUGUUGGCAUAGAGGAGAUACUGAUAUUUCUUUGAUACGCUAUUUUGUUACAGAAGCUUUGGAGGCAGUCUCUCCUCCUUAUUCAGUUGAAUUUGUUGAUUUAUUUUUACCAAUUGUUGAAAAUGAAGAAAUAACUGGUACAAUGAGAUGUGACGGAGAAAAUGAUCCUGUUUCAGAAUUUAUUGUGCAUUGCAAGGGAAUGACAAUAUAAAAUUAUCACGUUUCAGAUAUUUAAUAAAUUUAAAAAAAAAAAAAUGUAUAACAUUUUAUUUCCAUGUAUAGCUUACUUCAUUAGUGUAAAUUUGUACAAAAUCUAAGGUUUAAAAUAAAUAGUAU